AAAUAUCUGAAAAUAAAUGAGUGUCACUUUUACAUUAAAUGGCUAACAAGUUAAAGCAAACAGUAGUGAAACAUUUAGAAAUCUAUUUCAAGAUUAUGUGAAAUAAGGAUAAUUUAAUUCGAAAUAAUGGUUAGUCAAUGGAUAAUUAAUAAAAAUAACAAUUGAUUAAAAAACUAAGAUUUCAGCUUUAAUUUCAGAAAAUGAUAAUGUAUAAUGUUAGGUAAUUUAAUCAUAUAUAUAUUUUAGGAUAAAGGCACUUAAGCUCAAUAAAGCAACACUUUUUAACCAUUGGGUGGAUAAACAAACAAUCCUUUAGGUUAAUAACCAGUGCCCUCAUUUGUUUAAUAACCAGUGCCCUCAUUUGUUUAAUAACCAGUGUCCCCAUUUAAUAAUUAAUAGCCCCCUUUCCCCAUGAAUUAAUAGACAAACUAGCCUAAACCUUCUGAAUCACAAAUCCUUAAACCAACUGUAUAAUAAACUCAAGCUGUAUAAUAAAAUCUAGCUGCUCCAGCGAAUAAACCCUUUACAUUUGGUAAUACUUAAUAGCCUAUUGUUAAUAUACAAACUUAAACAAGAAAAGUAAUUAAUGAUACUAGUGGUUAAAAAGAAACGUAAUUCUUUUAUAUUAAAAAUUAGAGCAGCUAAAAUAAUUAAAGGAUAUAAGGUUUAGAUUACUGAUUAUGGAAAAAGAGUAAUAUUAGAAUCAUAAGAUGGAUCAUUCAAAGCUACUUUUUUAGAAGAAAAUGCCUCAGAAGUAUUUAUUAAUUUAAUUUUAUUAGUAAGAAUAAAGGAACAUUGUUCUAGGAUUUAAUGAUAUCGAUUAAAAACCAGAAAAUUAAGUUAAACUAGCAAUGGGAUAAGAUUAAUCUCAAUCAACUAAAGUUCUUUUCUUGAAAGAUUUCAAAGGAAUAGCUAUUAGAUGGGUUACAGGACUCUAAACCAAGUUUGAGUUUUGGCUUGACGAAUGAGUUAAUAUAACAUAAAAC
Molecule: messenger RNA, 986 nt
Organism: Paramecium sonneborni
Lineage: Eukaryota; Ciliophora; Oligohymenophorea; Peniculida; Parameciidae
Source: the annotation of a GenBank genome assembly